Messenger RNA from Cryptotermes secundus, 1728 nucleotides. RefSeq names its product gem-associated protein 2 (gene Gem2). Bases 234 to 1073 code for a protein of 279 amino acids. Gene Ontology annotation, cellular component: nucleus; SMN complex; spliceosomal complex. NCBI's taxonomy places the organism in Eukaryota, Metazoa, Arthropoda, Insecta, Blattodea, Kalotermitidae. Gene Ontology annotation, biological process: spliceosomal snRNP assembly; spliceosomal complex assembly. The transcript has 8 exons. The record is from RefSeq and is a predicted model, not a curated record.
UCCACGAUUCCACGAUGUAGCGUUUAGUUAUACGCUCGGUAACACUCGGUAUCGUGUAUAUGCUACAACGGCCAUCUAUUUGAUAUGGUUCCGAACUAGUUGAGGCUCAGGUUGGUGUUGUUUAUGUGUGUUAGUUGUGUUAGAAAUUGACAAAAUUAAAUUGGAAAGCAUCUAGGUAGACAGGGUGUAAAUACUAGUGCGUUCACAUGUAAGUGUAUAUGUAAUAAUCCAUAAUGUACAUAUCCAGCCUGCACAGUGUUCAGGUCAUACGUGGGAGCCUGAGAAAGACGCAUGCCAGGUUAGGUAGUCAUGACAUGCAUGGCAAAAUCAUGUCUGGAAAUGCAGAUUAUCUGGAAAAAGCCCUAGCUGUGGGAGUAAUCAAUGAAGAUUUUGAUCCAAUGAUUCCACCCGCUACUGGGGAAGAAUACAUCCAGAGGGUGGUUUUGGAGGCUUCAAAAUGUGAAGAUGUUCUAGUUGCAAGUGUGGAUAAGUCUCGAUUCAAGGAGCAGACCGUGAAUAUAGAUGUCUCCAUAAAAGAACCACCUUUGAUUACUCCUUCCAUUGAAUGGCAGCAGUGUCAGGUAGCUGAUUUUUCUUCGGUACGUCAAAACUUAGCAAAGUACAGGUCCAUGGGCAUCUUCAAGCCAUCUAUAUCAUUGCCAGCAAGAAAAGAUGAAGCAGGUUGGUACUUGCUGUGUUUUGGAAGUGAAACUGAGCCAGUAGAAAGUGGAGCAUCCAAUGGCGGUGUUCCACCAUUGUUGAGCAUUCUCCUGUCAAUGAAUCAGCCAUUGGUACAUGAAGUUCUUGAAUACCAUGUGGAGUGGCUGGAGGAAAAGUCAAGUUUAUCUGUACAGCAAGGUCAGUGGCUGUAUUCACUGCUUGCUUGCCUUGAACUGCCACUUCUUCCAGAAACAUGCAGCUUGCUACGUACACUAGCACGAGAGUGUUCCAGGCUUAGAGUGUCAUUGAAAUCUGUAGACCAUCCAUCUUUAGCACCACUCACCCUUAUAAUCUGCCUGGUGGCAAAUUACUUCCGACAGAUGGAUCUUGCAGACACAGUGCUAUUACAAUAAUAGGAUCUCACCCAUUGAUAUCCUUAUGAAUCUUCACAAUUAUGUUAAUGUUGACACAGUUAUGAGACUACUUUGGUUGCAAAAGUGUUUCUGUUCAUAGAGAUAUUUUUUAAUUUUUUGUUAUUGAAUUAGCAGCACCUUUAAUACAAAUACUAACUUUUUGUCAGAAAUAUUUGUGUAAAUAUGAAGAGAUACAUUUAAGUGCUGUAAACAUGUCAUAAAAUGUUAUUCAUAUUCAGUGUUUAUCUUCUGUCAUUUUUACUUCAGCCUCUUCGGUCUUCCUGCAUAUAAUGGCCUUAGUGUUGAGUACUGUUUGACAUUGGAUAGCAAAGGGUGAACUCAAGAAAUGACUGUAUUCGUAACAGUAACUGCUGUGACAACCUUAAAGCUGCCUUGAAGUUGUUCACAUUAAGCUUUCUUGGUGUGUCAUUUUUUAUGCUGAGUUUGGUCUGUGGUUCCUCUCUCAGGGUCAAAAUGUGCAGGUUGGAUUAGUGUUCAUCUGUAUAUAGGUUAUUCAGGAUGCAGGACAUAUUGCAGCCGGCUCCCCCAGCGACCCCUGUUUGGGCUCUUCACCAGAAUGUGCUUUGACGUACAACCAGACACCUAUGUUCUUCUUGCUUGGUACCAGAGAAGAGGAACCCAGAUGAAGUGUAAA